This is a messenger RNA of Eleginops maclovinus (Patagonian blennie), 2707 nucleotides long. RefSeq names its product CD99 molecule (gene cd99). Gene Ontology annotation, biological process: homotypic cell-cell adhesion; T cell extravasation; positive regulation of neutrophil extravasation. Lineage: Eukaryota; Metazoa; Chordata; Actinopteri; Perciformes; Eleginopidae. The record is from RefSeq and is a predicted model, not a curated record. The transcript is spliced from 13 exons. Gene Ontology annotation, cellular component: plasma membrane. Bases 196 to 861 code for a protein of 221 amino acids.
CUCUGCCAGGCUGCCACACCCUUCGUAGGCAAAGUUGAAUCAUGACUCUGUAACAGGACACCAGAGCUGCUCUGCUUUUCACUCUGCACAAGAAAGCUGUGUCCACAAAUACCUUCCAGCUGAAGCAGACUUUUUAGAGCAGGGUUUAAAAGUAAACUCGAUUGAAACUCAGAGAGAGUACACGCUACAGACACCAUGAAGCUCUGUUUGAGGAUUGUUUCCCUCCUUUUUGUUGUUACAGGCACUUUAACACAAGAAGGAUUUGACCUGUCUGACGCUCUCGAUUUCGAUGAUCCAGUAUCACCUACACUUGCAAAGCCCAAAGAGCAACCGAAGGCCCCAGAGAAUCCUAUAAGUGAUGGUGGGCUUGACCUUUCCGAUGCUGUUAAACCAGAUGAGCCCACUAAGCCGCCCAAGAAACCGAGUUCAGGAGGUACUGGUGGCUUUGAUCUGGAGGAUGCUGUGGGUCCAGAUCCCUACCCCAAAACUGACAAACCUGUAGUGAACCCACCAUCCAGUGGAGGAGGUGGAGGAACUUUCAAUGACAACGACUUAUUGGAUGUUAAUGAUAAUGGGUACAAGCCCGAUCCAGGCCACCCAGGAGGAGGUGGUGCCGUGAACCCUAACUACGAUUCUAACGGUGGUGCAGAUGAGCCUCAAGAAGCAGGGUCUGGACAGAUUGCAGGGAUUGCCAGCGCUAUAGGAGUAGCUCUGUUGGGAGCAGCGUCCAGUUACUUCGCCUACCAGAAGAAGAAGCUCUGCUUCAAGAUACAAGGAGGUGUAGAUCCAGAGAGUGGGAAAGGCCAACAUGGUAAUCGGUCUGAUCCUCAAGUUUUCAGCGACCUGCUCAGGACGUCCUAGACACAGCUUCCAAUUCUGCGCAAGACAAGUCAGUGGCCUUCUCUACAAAAUGUGCCUUCAACCAACCUCCGAUCAUCGUUCUAAAGCCUUAUAACACAAACUCAAGGAGCAGUGUGUAGGACUUAAGGUGCACAAUAUUCCCAAACAUGUUUUAUAAUCACUUGACUAAGAAUGUUUUCAUGAGCUUUCAAUGAGCCCUUCAUAUAAGGAGUCUACGUAUCUCCCCGCAAUGAUUCAACCGCUUUCAUCCCGUUUUCUUGUGCCUGAAAGGCCACUGUAGAUCUCUUGUAAAGGGAGGGGUAAGCAACUUGACGCCUCACCACUUGAUGUCCCUAAAUCCCACACACUGCUCCUUUACAUUGCAACUUGAACAGAAAAGACGGCACUCAUCACUCUUCCGGUCACUGCUGUCAUCACUAAGAUGAUAGUGGUUUGUGUUCCUAUGCUCUGGCUGUGUGUUACUACUGAACACAUGAAAUCGUUGUCCUGUUUUAACUACAGUUACAAAUAAGUGUUUGUUUUUGCGGUGUCUACCAUUGUUGUAUUUCCCCAGGUGAUUUUACUCCUACAUUUCGUUGUUAUUUUUAUUUGUGAACACACCUCAGUCUGCCUAAAUACGGGGGAUUUUCAAAUUAAAAUAGGUAUUAAAAUACAGCUCACAAAUGCUGCCCUUAUAUUUAACUUUGAGUCCCUCCCCCUGAUUUAAUAUAUUUUGUUUGGUCUCUUUCUGUCUCAAAGUCUUCCAUUUUUAUUCUACUGCUAAAGAACCCAAUACUUCCUGAUUUUUCAAAAAUAAUAGUCAACCCUCUCAGGACAUAGAUACUUUGAGUCGGGCUUUUGUUGUGAAAUGUUUAUCACAGAAAGCUUUGGUUCCUUAUUGAUGGUAGAUUAACAUAAUUCCAUUAGACUUAAUGACAUUAUUAUUUCUAAAAUGACACUUUUAGUGUACAGAUAUUAAUCUCCAGCUUGUUUUACGUUGUAUGACAUAAUUAUCAUAAAACUGGAUGCAAAUCCAGCAGAAGGAGCUUUAAAUAUGAAAUGCUGAUUGUGAAAUGAGCUCAUUUUUGCUACAUUUUAAGGUCUAAUAAAUGUACACAGUGUAGUGAUGUGGUAAAUGCUUACUAUCUUGUGUAAAUGUAACAUACAGUGGAAGCUUUUUGUUUGUGUUUGGAAAAUUAUUGUCUGUCAUUUGAUUCCUUGAAGUUUUGUCCUCUUUAUGCCUUACAUUGACAAAGAAUCUCAUGUUUAAUAUGAAAGGUGCUACAGAUAAUUAGCAUCAUUAGCUCAUGGUUUGCUAUUACAACCCAUGCUAGCAACAUUACCAGCUGGCUACAUCCUUUACAUAACCACUAUAUAAGGUUUAAUGCUCCCUAUCAAAGACGUGCAGCUUCACGACAAAUCAUAAAACAAGGAGAACUUUUCCUUCUUGAUUUAAGAAAUAAUGUUUAGGAGUCAAUCGCAGACGGAUGAUUUUUUUACAGGCUGUCUAUCUUAUCAGUUUUCCUCAGCAGCCGCUCUGAGGCCGUGUUGAUGCACUUUUUGUGGCAGUUAUGAUAAUCAGAGUCAUGCGUUUUCCUCAGACUCGCCCGUGAGUCAUGCCUUUAUUGCAAAGUAUCAUAAAUCAGAACUAUUGCCUGAGGGGAUUGUUGUUAUGAUGCUGAAAAAUGAGCGUAGUGUGAGCUGUAAACACUGGAGGAUGUGGAUAGGCGCUUUCUGCUGCAGUGUGCUUUCAGCUUUUACACCAGGAUCUACUUUUUUUUUGGGAGGUUUUUGUCAUGUCAUUUCCAAGUUAAGAUCUUAUCCGGGUGUACUACAUGUGAGUUUUUCAAUAAAGUGUUGUACAGUU